GGUUUGGUCUCUAUUCGUCUAACGCAGGGAACUCCAGUGACAGGAGAGCAAAUGCAGAACCUUCCCAAAACCCUAGAUCCCAAACAAAUGAACAAAAAUUCCCAAUCCAAUUAAAACCCUAAAACCUAAUCACUUACAAUGAUAAGACGAAGACUCUCUCCAAUAAUCGCAGGUUCCUCUCACUUCCUCAAAACCAAACCCAUCAGCAACCCAUCACCAAUCCUCCAUUUCCAUUCCUUCCAAUCCCUCCGAUGCUCCAGCCCCGUUAUAAAAAAUGAGUCAUUUUGGUUUCAGGGUAUUAGAGCUUAUAGUCUUUUGAGCUUGAACGAUCUGAGAGACAAGGUUCCAAGAAAACAGAAGACAAGGAAAGGGAGAGGAAUUGGGUCUGGCAAAGGAAAGACUGCUGGGAGAGGACAUAAAGGACAGAAGGCUAGAGGUACUGGCAAGUUGGGAUUUGAAGGAGGGCAGACCCCUAUGCGACGGCGUUUACCUAAACGCGGGUUUAAGAACCCUUUUAGUCUCACUUUUCAGCCAGUAGGACUGGGAAAGAUUGCCAAACUUAUAAAUGCUGGGAAGAUAGAUUCUCACGAAUUGAUCACAAUGAAGACUCUUAAGGAUGCUGGGGCCAUAGGGAAACAGAUAGAGGAUGGUGUAAGGUUGAUGGGACGUGGUGCUGAACAGAUUAAGUGGCCAAUUCAUCUGGAGGUGUCAAGGGUGACUGUUAGAGCAAAGGAAGCAGUUGAAGCUGCAGGUGGAACUGUGAGGAGAGUACACUAUAACAAAUUGGGUUUGAGAGCUCUGCUCAAGCCUGAGUGGUUUGAAAAGAAGGGUAGGUUGCUGCCAAAACCAGCUAGGCCUCCUCCCAAACUGAAGGAUAAAGUUGACAGCAUUGGCCGCCUGCCUGCUCCAACAAAACCUAUCCCAUUUUUCACUGAAGAGGAGCCAGCCUCCUCACCUGCCUGAUGGACGGAGGAUCAGUUUUCCGUUGAACAACAAGAUGUUGUAUUCAUAA
Messenger RNA from Theobroma umbraticum, 1012 nucleotides. RefSeq names its product Ribosomal protein L18e/L15 superfamily protein. Lineage: Eukaryota; Viridiplantae; Streptophyta; Magnoliopsida; Malvales; Malvaceae. The record is from RefSeq and is a predicted model, not a curated record. Gene Ontology annotation, molecular function: structural constituent of ribosome. Gene Ontology annotation, cellular component: mitochondrial large ribosomal subunit. Gene Ontology annotation, biological process: translation.